Messenger RNA from Penaeus chinensis, 3205 nucleotides. RefSeq names its product adipokinetic hormone/corazonin-related peptide receptor variant I-like. Gene Ontology annotation, molecular function: peptide binding; G protein-coupled receptor activity. NCBI's taxonomy places the organism in Eukaryota, Metazoa, Arthropoda, Malacostraca, Decapoda, Penaeidae. Gene Ontology annotation, cellular component: membrane. The transcript is spliced from 11 exons. Bases 797 to 2350 code for a protein of 517 amino acids. Gene Ontology annotation, biological process: G protein-coupled receptor signaling pathway. The record is from RefSeq and is a predicted model, not a curated record.
GGCUCCUCCACGCUCCUGCGGCCAGUGACAGAAACUUUAUCUCUUGGAGGUGAACUAGAGGUAGAAAGAAAUGGAAAAAAUAAUAACAGGAGAGAAAUUUGGGAGAUAGUAUGAUAGCGAUGACAUGAUUUUACCACAAGAACAGGAAGCGUUUACUGAAUAGCUGUGGGAAAAAAAACAAAACAAAGCAAAACUUAAUUCCGACUUUAUGUUUUCGUAAUAUUCCUUAACCGAAAAAGAAAAUAUAUAAUGUUCGUAUCACUUAACUGACACGUACAUUUCCGAUGCUUUUGUAUAAAUUAAGUUUAUUCAGGAUCUACAAGUGAAAGAAGAAAGAAAGAUAGAAAAGAACAAAUUAAUUAAUUCGCAGAUAUUUCUCGCACGUGGAAACGCCAAAAUCACACAUCGUCGAUCCCAAGAACCAUAUAUAAAUGCCUGCUGACUGUGCCUCCUGCGGAUUCAGAUAUCAUCUUGAAGGGAGGGAAGUGCGAUAGUCUUAUUUGGUAUCAAGAAGAUGAGGAAGGUGGAAUAAUUCACAUUACGUAUCUCCAAGAACAUUAGGAAGUCAACAAUGCUAAGAGUCAUACAAAGAACCUCACAAUGAACCUCUCUUGGGACAGAAAAUGCUCGACAGUGACGAUCGACAACAGAUGUUCCUCUCGUUUCGACACCGGGCUGGCUACUGGCUUCGCGUUGCACGGGCUGUGAAUCAGUGCAAACAAGGCUUCCCUGUCCUGUGAAGCCCCACCCCCAUGGACGCCUCCGCCUACAGCGAGCUUGGACACAAGGGCAUCAGAUGGCGAGUUAUCUUGACCCCUUCAUGAACUCCUCCGAUUCUCUCCGCGAUUCCUUCUCCGGACUCGAGAUCCCCUUCGACGAUGCCCUCGACCAGAAUUAUACCUCUUCCUCCUCCUCCUCCUCUUCCUUCUCUUCCUCCUAUUCCCCCUCGUCUGCCUUCCCUUCCUCCUCGUCUUCGUCCUCUUCCUCCCCUCAUUUCACGGCAAACUUGUCCCGCGUGGCUGAGGAGGAAGAGAGCCUCGGAAACCAGUCUCUGCCGAUCGACAUGAGGUUCAACGACGGCCACAUCCUCCUCAUCUCCUGCUACUCCGGGAUCUUCAUUGUCAGUCUCGUGGGGAACCUGUGCGUCCUCAAAGCCAUCCUGGGAGGAGGAAGGAAGCAGAGGAAAUCGCGGGUCAACCUCAUGCUCCUCCACCUGGCUAUUGCCGAUCUCAUUGUAACGACCAUCAUGAUUCCUGUAGAAGUGGGGUGGUCGGCUACAGUUCAGUGGAUGGCUGGGGACACUUUCUGCAGAGUUUUUGCCUUCUUCAGGAUAUUUGGACACUAUCUCUCCUCCUUCAUCCUCGUGUGUAUAUCCAUUGACAGGUAUUUCGCCGUCGUUUAUCCACUGAGUCUGAACGCGGCGGACCGACGUGGGAAAAUCAUGCUCACAUUUGCAUGGUUUCUUGCCUUCACUUGCUCCCUGCCUCAGGUGGUAAUCUUUCACGUGGAAAAGCACCCGGAUUUCACCUUCUACGUGCAGUGCGUUACCUUCAACUUCUAUCCAUCAAGUCAUCACGAAAUGGUGUACCACAUUUUCUGUCUGGUGAUGCUGUACGUAGCACCGCUAUCCAUCAUCAUCAUCUCUUAUGGUGCCAUUGUCAUCACCAUUUUCCAGAAGAGCAGGCUGUCAGAUGAUACGGCCAUCCGUCGCUCCAGCCUCGGGUACUUGGGGAGAGCUCGAGCACGCACUAUCAAAAUGACGAUCAGUAUUGUGCUGGCUUUCUUCGUUUGCUGGACACCAUACGUUGUCAUCAGUCUGUGGUUCUGCUUUGACAGGUCUGCCGCGGAGCUGUUAGACGUAAAGGUUCAAAAGGGCUUGUUUUUCUUCGCGUGCACCAACUCUUGUGUCAACCCUAUUGUCUACGGCAUUUUCAACUUCUGCAAGAAAAAACAGCCAAUACAGACGCAGACGUGGCGCUCGACGACCCUCAACACGCAGAUCAACUCCCGGGGGUUCGAAUGCCGAAGCUUCAAGUCGAGUCGAGUGUACUGGGGGCGACGAGAACCGGAGUCGACAGCUACGAACUCUGAGGCGACGGAUCACACGGCCGAGCUCUUGCUGCCGAGGACGCUCAACUCGUCCUUCCGGGCCAGGUCUCACUCCGGCUCGGAAUCCGCCACGUCAAUCCACCUUCAAACACUCGGCUCCACAUCCAGUAUGUCUCGCAGGCAGAUCGCUGAACGUAACAACAGCGGGAGUUCGCCAUUAACAACACAGUACAGAAACGGCUCCUAUUAUUCUGCUCCAAGCAAGUCGAGAUGUAACGAAGAAAACGGGAAUCCUGUCUAAGGAGGAUUUUCUCGUUUUCUGCAAUGAGUAAAGUUUCCCGUUCUCUUUUAUUGUUUUAGUUCUUUUUUUUUUAAAUGAAGGAGAAACUGCUGUAAAGUAUUUGCUGGGGAAGAGGUUAAUGAGUGAAGGAUAUUUAAGAAGAUAGUGUAGAUAUUGUGAAAGGUUAUGGAUCUCAUUGGAAAAUUAUGUAUAUCCAAAAGUGAAUACAAAUGGAAAUAAACAUGAACGAAGAAUGUGUGGAAAAAUACAGUGAAUUUAAAGCACCGAUAUGAACACGUUAUGUGUGUUAGUGAAUAAUUUGAUUAAAGAUAAAGAAACUAUAAAGAUAAAGAAAAUAUUAAGAAUAAUGUGUAAAUAGUGAGGAUGAAAAGAGAUAAAACACUUAGUGCAAUAGAUAACCCCUAAAGGGACAAUGGAAAAGACAACACUAUUUUAUGAUAUAAAAUAAAGAAACAAAGUAAAAUUUAAAACAAAUAAAAAAAAACGUUCAUCUAAACCGCAAUACGUGACUCAGUGAGUGAACCAAACAAUAUAUAUAUUUAAAACUGUUCAAAGUGAUUUAUGAUGUUGACCCAAACAUAUCAAUUUUCAGUAUAGACAUUUCCGCCAAGGGUAUCUACGUGACUCUUAGAAGUGAAAUAACACACAUUUUUUUUUUUUUUUUUUUUUUAAGAAACAUUUUCAGAGUGAUAUGAAAAUCUGUCUCUCUAUAUAUAUAGAUAUUAAUCCACACUCUUCAAAACCAGAUGUCUUCGCACGUAAAAUCUACCGUGAAUGUUUGUCAGCUUUUGUCUUUAAACAUGUUUCAUUGUUGGGCUUUUUUCUCCCCCUCGCCCCCCCCCCCCUCUCUCUCUC